AUGGCAGGUCUGAAAGAUGAUGAAUGCAGAAGUAAAUUCCGCCAACAUGUGUCUAUUCAUGUCGAAGUACGGACUAGGAAGAAGCUUAACGAUGCGGAUUCCUUCAUAAAGUGCAUCCUAGACGCUGCAAGGGAAACACUCCCGGUUCUACUGCAGCGGAAGAAGUUUGCCUUUGCAUCUGUGGAAACAAAAUCCACAUACAAUUCUGUAUGUGUCGCGCGCAGCGCUGGUGACUUCAACCAGGAAACGCGUCUUAGAAGGAAGCUGCGUCGUCAACUGCAACAAGACCGCGAUAACGAGUGGACGUCAAGAGCGAUGGAGUUUGAGAAGGCGUGGGAGGACAGGAACCCGCGGAAAGCCCACGCUCUACUAAAACAGUAUAGCGGCAAAAUGAAAAGAUGUUCCCCUGUCCUCAACACUGCCAAUGGGGUAGCUAUCGGUGAAGCAACCCUUCCAAUUUGGAAGGAACACUUCAAGACCUUGCUGAACCAGCUAGCACCAUCAGCUCCCGAACUCGAACACGUUCAUAGACCGACGUAUGCAGUUAACGAGGGGCCACCGACCGAGUCGGAGGUCCUGGUCUGUAUUCAAAAAAUGAAAAAUGGAAAAUCUGGUGGAGACGACGGGAUUAGCGCAGAAAUGCUAAAAUAUCUUCCUCUGUCUGAGAUCCGUGAGAUGACAAAGAUCAUCCGUUCAAUAUGGAUAGACGAAAGGAUACCUGAUUCGUGGAGACACGCUAUUAUAAUUCCCCUCCACAAGAAGUUAUCCGUCACGGACCCCAGGAAUUAUCGAGGAAUCUCUUUGCUGCGUGUUAUGUACAAGGUAUUGGAACGCAUUAUCCUGGACCGACUCAUUAAACAUCGCGAAGAAACAAUGCGUGACAAGCAAGCUGGCUUUCGUCCUGGCCGAUCUACGAUUGACCAGGUGUUCAUAGUCAAAGGAGUGAUCGAAAUCUGGCAGCGGUUUUCGAAGCCAAUGCAAUUUGAGUUUCUAAGCCGCAUUCGACUCUCCUCACCGAGGCCGUCUUCUCAACGCGUUCCGCGCCGAUGGAGUACCGGGAAAGUUGGUUCGCUUGCUUGA
Messenger RNA from Necator americanus (New World hookworm), 1080 nucleotides. RefSeq lists its product as uncharacterized. Bases 1 to 1080 code for a protein of 359 amino acids. The transcript has a single exon. The record is from RefSeq and is a predicted model, not a curated record. Lineage: Eukaryota; Metazoa; Nematoda; Chromadorea; Rhabditida; Ancylostomatidae.